UCCUUAUCAAACAGAGACCUUAUCGCUUUCAGUUUUAUCGUUGUUUUGAACAGCUACCUACUCACCUCCUAGUUUAUGCUUUCGUUUCGCAAUAUCUUUUUGAAACAACGAGGCAAUUUGCAUUUCACGAUGUUGAAAAGAAUUCUUUUCUUAAAUUCGCAAGCAACACCUCCAUGCUGUAGUCUAGUUAUGCAUACUUGCUUUGGUACCAUCAUUAGAUGGGGCCCUAUUUAGUUUUUAUUCGCGAGUUUUUUUCUCUGGACGUAUCGUUACGCUCCUUUAUUACAGUCGCACUUUGACAAGGUACAUGGUGAAAAGAGCUCGAUCGACUUUAAUAAUCAACUCCAAAGUUUAUCUCGAAAUGUUUGCUUGCUCUGGAUAACAGUCAAUAUAAACACACUGACGUACAGUACGCUGACACGAAUGCCCCACAAAUACGACCUGGAUAACGUUUGAUAACACAAAGAUAAAUAACCCCAUGAAACUAUAUCAGUGCCCGUUGAAUAUUGUCAUCACCAUUAGACUUUACUCCUCGUUGACUCCAUAUUGUGUCUUCGCAACAUGGUUCUUGCUAUUGCGACCAUAUAAGUUCCUGCAAACUAACCUUAUUAGUUCUUCACUGUAUUCAACAGAUUGGCUUAAGGUGGCAAAAAAAAAGAAAAAUGGACGUAGAUAAGGAAGUUCAGCGCCUAGAGCGCCUCAUGAAAGACUCGCAAGCCAACAUGAGUGAAAUAAUCAACAUCUAUUUUAACAUCGUAAAGGAAGGGACGUCUACUGUGUCCAGCGCUAUGCCCUUCCUCAAGGAUACAGCUGUUCGCUUGUUGUCCCCUGAAUUGAUGGAAAUUCUGAAAAAACAUAGACUGGACGCCUUUAGUUAUAUACUAGUCGCCAACAGCUUACUGGACGUGGACGAUGUCAAAGAUGAAUUGGAAAAAGGAAACGCCUUAACGAGCCAUGUCCCACCCAAUGCGAUCAGGAAGCUCAAAGCAGAGCUCGGUGUUGCAUCAGUUUUGCCAUCCGCAACUCCAGCAGCGGAACGCGCAUCACCAACACAGUUAGACAAUCCACAAGUAUUAAUGAGCAACACGAAUGAUUUGGAUCACAUAACUGCAUCAAACACUGACCAGACCAGACUACCAAUAGAAAUCAAAAACGAAUGUAGCAGUAUGAAAAACGUUAACGGCAUGUCUGUGUACAAGUUGCCGUUGAAAGAAUCAAUUUUCUCCGGAGAGUCUUCCAUCAUCAGGCGAUUCUCCUUCGGUGAGCCAGAUCCUUUCGGAAGCAGGGGAUGCAAAACCAUUCUUUUGCUGGGCGCUACAGGCUCUGGCAAGACGACCUUGAUCAAUGCCAUGGUCAAUUACUUUCUGGGCGUUCAAUGGGAGGAUCCUUUUCGUUUUAUGCUUAUCGAUGAAGACGAAACAAGGAACCAGGCUUUUAGCCAGACCAGUGAGAUUACAGCUUACGACAUCCAUCACAGAAAUGGUUUCCGCAUUCCUUUUUCUCUGACGAUUGUUGACACUCCGGGAUUCGGAGAUACUCGAGGUAAAAAGCGGGACAACGAAAUCACUUCGGCCAUCAAAAAAUUUUUUGAACACGAUAAUGGCAUUCAGGAAUUGGAAACAGUUGGCUUUGUAGUGCAGUCUACGCUGGCUCGCCUUACGGCCUCUCAGGCGCACAUCUUCGAUUCGGUACUGUCCAUUUUUGGUAAAGACAUCAAAGAAAAUGUUCGCUUCUUGGCCACUUUCGCUGAUGGAGGGCAACCUUCUGUCUUAGCGGCAAUAAAGCAGGCUAAGCUUCCUUGUCUACUGAAGUCCAAUGGGGAGCCUUGCCACCAGGUUUUUAACAACCGUGUAAUGUAUGUCUCGAAUCAGGCAUUAGGUGAUCAACGUUCUCCUCUCGAUUGGAACGACACAAUGAAAAAUUUUCAAUUGUUUUUUACCGAGCUAUGUGAAAUGCCUAUCAAAUCGCUCAAACUAACAAAAGAUGUAUUGCAGCUCCGAGAAAUCUACCGUAACAGAAUUCAGGUCUUGAAAACCACCAUCCAAGCGCGCCUCAUGAAAAUGGAAGAAUUACGGGAGAUCGAGAAAAAAAUCGCCUCGAACAAAGACUACGUUAACGCUAAUAAGGACUUUGAAAUCACUGUGAAAGUAGCAAAGGAGAAACAGAUUGAGCUCAAAACGAAUGAGAAAGCAUUGAAUUGCACUAAUUGCAAAGUAACGUGCCAUUGUCCUUGCUACCCAAAUUCAUGGAUGCCCUGUCCUGCAUUCUGGACCCCAGUAAAAGACUCUGCAGGUGCCGGAAUUGCUAUUCCUGCGUUUGCCUUGCGGACUUCUUUGAAAGUUGGCAGAGGUCUCUUUGAGUUUAUUGCAAAUAAUGAGAAUCGUAGGCGUCUUGCUGCCAAAGCCACCAUUGGAGUGGGUGUAGCGGUUUCAGCGGAGGCAGCGGUUACAGCGGUUACAGCGGUUGCAGCGGGUGCAGUGGGUACAGCGGUUGCAGCAGGUGCAGCGGGUGUAGCGGGUGCAGCGUGCUGUGCUGCUGUAGUGGUCACCUUAAUAUAUGGUGAUAAGUGCCAGAUGUGCCCUGGACGCUGCGCCAGGAAACACCACUCAUACGAACCCACUAAAUGGGAAUACGUUCAAGAAGACGAAACUCGCACAUUUCAUGACUUUCGCAAGAAGUACGAUGACGCAAAGGAAAAGACUCUAAAUGUGGAAGAACUAAAGAAUGCCUUGCAAGGAGAGGCGGCGCAGCUGAAAUCAGAUAUCAUUGAAGUGAUGGAUAAGAGUAGAAAAUGCUUAAAUUCUUUAAAUGAGAUAGCACUGUAUGGUGCAUCUCCGCUAUCCGCUCCCGCAUAUAUUAACUUGAUGAUCGAACACGAGAAAAAAAAUAAAAAAUCUGGACACGAGGAGAGAAUUAAAAGUUUGGAAGAUCUAAAGAGAACGGCUGAGCUCCCGUAAGACGUAACGGAUGGCGGUGAUUUAGCCAAGCAGUACAAAAACUAACUAGAACACACAAGCUUACGAGGAAAUAUUGAAGCAAGGAAGAUAUCUUUUCCAGUUAACCAUUAAAGUUUUUUUUAUUUUUAUAGUUCAAGUAAUCAUUUUAUGAAUUAUCACCGCAAUUUGGCUUUCAAAUGCGCUUGCUAAAUAUUCGGAAGUGUAAUUUUUAUCUUACUUUGUAACGGUUAUCGAUUUUUAAAUGGGUACAGGGGGUUAAAUACAAGAUUGAAUAAAUUCAUCAGUUAAAAGCAA
Daphnia carinata is the source of this 3251-nucleotide messenger RNA. RefSeq lists its product as uncharacterized. Gene Ontology annotation, molecular function: GTP binding. Lineage: Eukaryota; Metazoa; Arthropoda; Branchiopoda; Diplostraca; Daphniidae. The transcript has 3 exons. The record is from RefSeq and is a predicted model, not a curated record. The coding region runs from base 663 to 2957 and encodes 764 amino acids.